This is a messenger RNA of Saccharomyces eubayanus, 2064 nucleotides long. It is a transcript of the gene DPH6, whose product is annotated as diphthine--ammonia ligase. Lineage: Eukaryota; Fungi; Ascomycota; Saccharomycetes; Saccharomycetales; Saccharomycetaceae. The transcript has a single exon. Bases 1 to 2064 code for a protein of 687 amino acids. The record is from RefSeq and is a predicted model, not a curated record. Gene Ontology annotation, molecular function: diphthine-ammonia ligase activity. Gene Ontology annotation, biological process: protein histidyl modification to diphthamide.
AUGAAGUUUCUAGCGCUCAUAUCAGGUGGGAAGGACUCAUUCUACAAUAUUUUUCACUGUUUGAAAAACGAUCAUGAGUUAAUUGCACUAGGAAAUCUAUAUCCAAAGGAAUCGGACAAGCAAGAGUUAGAUUCUUUCAUGUUCCAAACUGUGGGACACGAUCUCAUUGAUAACUACUCCGAAUGUAUUGGUGUUCCAUUAUUCAGACGGCAUAUACUAUCUAACAGUUCUAAAAAUGUGGAACUGAAUUAUUCAGCCACUCAGGAUGAUGAAAUCGAAGAGCUGUAUCAACUACUGAAAACUGUCAAAGAUCAACUCCCAGAUUUAGAAGCUGUUAGCGUAGGCGCCAUUCUGUCAUCUUAUCAGAGAACCAGGGUCGAAAAUGUCUGUUCCAGAUUAGGUCUUGUAGUGUUAAGUUAUUUAUGGCAAAGAGAUCAAGCUGAAUUGAUGAGUGAAAUGUGUUUCAUGUCCAAAGACGUUAACGAUGUUGAAAGCGCUACUAGUUCGGGAAAUAAGUUCGACGCUAGGAUCAUCAAAGUGGCCGCAAUCGGAUUGAACGACAAACAUCUAGGCAUGUCGCUUCCUAUCAUUCAACCACUUUUACAUAAACUAAACCAACUUUAUCAAGUCCAUAUUUGUGGGGAAGGUGGAGAAUUUGAAACGAUGGUUUUAGAUGCACCUUUUUUCAAACAUGGAUAUCUGAAGCUUACUGAUAUGGCGAAAUCCAAUGACGGUGAUGUCCAUAACGCAAGAUUAAAAGUGGAAUUUCAACCACGUAUUUUAAGUGAUGAUUUUUUACAGACUCAACUGGAUAAGUUACCUGUACCUCCGAUUUUGCAUGAUGACUGGCUAGAACUAUCCCAAGUACUAAAACAAAGACAGACGGAAACAAGACAAAGAGAGUUAAAAACCCUAGCACUAGAGAAAGUGAUGGGAACGUCAACCAAUAAAAUCAACGACAAGCUCUACAUCUCAAACCUAAAAUCAUGUACAUCCAAAACGGUGGAAGAACAAAGUAAAGAUAUUUUUACAGAACUAGCUGAGAUUUUACGCUCCAAUGGGAUUCCCCGCUCUUAUAUAUUAUCAUCAUCCCUACUAGUCAAAGAUAUGUCUAAUUUUGGAAAAAUCAAUAAGAUAUACAAUGAGUUUUUAGACGUGACGAAAUACGGUCCAUUGCCUCCAUCAAGAGCAUGUGUAGGCUCCAGAUGCUUGCCUGAAGGUUGCCAUGUCCAGCUAUCAGUGGUCAUUGAUACUGAAGUAAGAAAARACAGCGGUGAUAAUGUUAAGGAACACAAGAGCGGCUUGCAUGUCCAAGGACGUUCAUAUUGGGCGCCGUGUAAUAUUGGACCGUAUUCGCAAGGUAUCUGGUCAAGCGAUGAUGCAAACCAAGUGUGUUUUAUUAGUGGACAAAUCGGACUUAUACCUCAAUCUAUGGAGCUAAUGCAACAGGAUUCUCUCCAUCAAACAGUUCUGGCUUUACAACAUUUUGACACACUGUGUAAAACAAUAAACACGCAGAGAAAAUUGUCCAUGACAUGUUAUAUUUCAGAUGAGUCUAUCAUUCACAAUGCUUGCGAAGCCUGGGUGCUUUACUGCUGUCAAAUGAGUGAUGAAUCAGACCUAUGGAUGGAUAAAAUGGACGAUGACAAAGAAUGUUUAAUCAUUGUAAAGAUUUCGGAAUUACCUAGAGGUGCUGUUGCCGAAUGGGGUGGUAUUACUUGUAAGGAAUUAGUUAUAGAAGAAGAAGAAGACGAAGUUGAUGAUGACGAGGAAACGGACGACAUCUCACCCAAGAUUCAAGAGCUAAACUUAGAUACUGAUGACUUACACACCAUCACAGUCACUUCGCCUGGAUCUCAUAAACAAUUCUCUACAGGAUUUGUAGAUGAAAAAGAGAAGCUAUUGCUUGUCCUAAAAAAAACCUCAAAAUCGGCUCAAGUAACUCUCUAUUAUAAUCCAGACGAUGACGUUCCUUUUUACCAACACGUAGAAUAUUAUCCGGUAGAGAGAAUUUUUGACUGUCGUGGUAAUGAGCAUCGCUUUGGCAUACAUGUUCGUUCAUGA